Messenger RNA from Tripterygium wilfordii, 525 nucleotides. RefSeq names its product small nuclear ribonucleoprotein E-like. Gene Ontology annotation, cellular component: U4/U6 x U5 tri-snRNP complex; U1 snRNP; U5 snRNP. The record is from RefSeq and is a predicted model, not a curated record. The transcript has 6 exons. The coding region runs from base 98 to 364 and encodes 88 amino acids. Lineage: Eukaryota; Viridiplantae; Streptophyta; Magnoliopsida; Celastrales; Celastraceae. Gene Ontology annotation, molecular function: RNA binding. Gene Ontology annotation, biological process: spliceosomal snRNP assembly; mRNA splicing, via spliceosome.
CGUUAUAUAAGACUAUUCGCCGAUUAGGUUUAACGCUGCUUCCCGCUCUCAACGUCGUUGGAGACCGAGAAACCCUAGAGAGUAGAGAUUGACAGCCAUGGCGAGCACCAAAGUUCAGAGGAUUAUGACCCAACCUAUUAACCUGAUUUUCAGGUUUCUCCAAAGUAAAGCUCGAAUCCAGAUUUGGCUCUUUGAACAGAAAGAUUUGAGGAUCGAAGGCCGAAUCAUUGGUUUUGACGAGUACAUGAAUCUGGUCCUGGAUGAUGCUGAAGAAGUUAGCAUUAAGAAGAAGAGCAGAAAGCCUUUAGGAAGGAUUCUUCUCAAAGGAGACAACAUAACUCUGAUGAUGAACACGGGAGCGUAAAUUCUCAUGCUAGGUGUUUAGCAAGCUGCGAAUAUGUAUCCCUUGGAUGUUGAUAAAUGUUAACUUUAUGUUACUUCCUGGAUGUAAUAUACUACUUUCCAUUGAAGAUGUUUUCCCCCCAUCUAUAUUACAUAGCAGUUUCUGCAUUCUGAUGUGCUCAA